Messenger RNA from Penaeus vannamei (Pacific white shrimp), 1033 nucleotides. The record is from RefSeq and is a predicted model, not a curated record. NCBI's taxonomy places the organism in Eukaryota, Metazoa, Arthropoda, Malacostraca, Decapoda, Penaeidae.
CAAAUUACAGUGAAUAGAACUGGUUAUGAUAGUAUUUCAUGCAAUUUACAGCAUAUAUGGUUAAGUAGAUAACUAACCAUAUAGAUACACAUAGUUAAAAAAAAAAAUCUUGUUUCCUUAGGAGGCAGCACACAUCCUAGUGGUACCACCCCAGUUGGAGGCAGCUCAGGCCACAGGGGAGCCUCCCCCCAUGACCGGCGUGGCCCAUCACCCCAUGAGAGGAGGGGUACCUCUCCUCAUGAUCGCCGGGGCCCGCCUCCACCCUUACCUGUAGAGAAUGGCCUGGGGGAACCAGAGUAUCGCUAUCGGAGCCCUGGGACAGAGCACAGACAACAGUCCCCGAUGCUGCCUCCUGGAGCACAGCCCAGUCCAACAUCUUUGAGACACAGUCCUGCGGGGGGUAACUACCACACGAGCGUGUCGCCACAUGGUGUGGCAUCCCUGAGCCCCUCUGGGGCCCCUCACAGCCACCCUCCCCCAUCUCAUGGCCCCCCACCCCCUCACUCAAUGGCUCCCUCACAUGGGCCGCCAAGCCACAGCUCUCCGCAUGGCCCUCAACAUGGGCCUCCUCCCCAUGGACCUCCCCAUGGCCCCCCUCAUGGACCACCACCUCCCAUGGUAUCAGUAGCGCACAGCUCAGCCCACAGUGUCCCCAUCAGCAGACCAUCUGACCACCGAGGUGAGCUGGUUAGGUUGCAUGGGGGGCAGCCUCCACCUCAGCACCCGGGCCCUGCCCUAGGCCCAGGUGGCUACCCUGUGUACCAGAUGGUGUCGCCUCCAGUGCCCGGCCCUCAUCACUCGCCCGUGCCGCCUCUUAACCAGCCUCAUCCUCCCCCUCAUGCUCAAGUGAUGCGGCGGGACAUGGUUGAAUCUGGUCGCGGAGCGCCCAGCUCAUUGGAGAAGAGAUGACAUAGAGACUCUUGGGCUAGAUCCAGAAGAUAACAACUGGAGAGAAAAGCUUUGAAGGUUGGCUAGCCCCAGGGCCUUGGCACUGAGGCAUAGGGUCAGACCUCUGCUAGUGCGUAUCCCUGUA